AUGAUAAUCUUAAGUAUGGCAAUUUCGACAGUCUGGAAACAACACUGGUCAUUCAUUUUCCGAGAAGACAGAUCACAAAGUCUCACAUACAACCACCUCAAGAAUGCCAUGUGGAAAACUUUAUCUGAACGCAUAAUAGAUGACAGCCAAAAACACAAAAAAAACAGCAUAUGGAUACACAAAGGGAUAGUGGACUGGACGUCUCAGAACGUCCAUAUCACCUACCCAAGUAUACAUAUUGCUGAAUAA
Messenger RNA from Umbelopsis ramanniana AG, 249 nucleotides. RefSeq lists its product as uncharacterized. The coding region runs from base 1 to 249 and encodes 82 amino acids. The record is from RefSeq and is a predicted model, not a curated record. The transcript has a single exon. NCBI's taxonomy places the organism in Eukaryota, Fungi, Mucoromycota, Umbelopsidomycetes, Umbelopsidales, Umbelopsidaceae.